UCCUGCCCCUCCGCCACCUCCCCUCAGCCGGAGCGGAGCGGUUUCUGCAGGACCUUGGACAGAAGCCACGCCACUCAGCGGCUCCGAGGCGGGCGCACUGCGGUCUGAACCCGGGUGGUAAAAGCAGCGGCAGAGGGGAAGGGGUGUUGGAAGUAGAAACCCCCUGUCCCAGCAGUGGCAGCCCCUGGCUCCGUUCAGCUCCCUUUCCUCCUCCCCACAGCUGCACCAUGGGCACUGUGUUGUCCCUUUCACCUAGUUAUCGGAAAGCGACCCUCUUUGAGGACGGUUCAGCAACGGUGGGACAUUACACGGCUGUCCAGAACAGCAAGAAUGCCAAGGAGAAGAAUCUCAAGCGCCACUCCAUCAUCUCGGUGCUGCCCUGGAAAAGGAUUGUAGCUGUGUCGGCCAAAAAGAAGAACUCCAAGAAGGUGCAGCCCAACAGCAGUUACCAGAACAAUGUUACCCACCUCAACAACGAGAACCUAAAGAAGUCCCUCUCCUGCGCCAACCUCUCCACUUUUGCCCAGAACCAGAGUGCCCAGCCUCCUGCCACCAACAACCAGAUCUCAAGCUCCAAAAGCACCCUCUCCUCCAUCAAGAAGACCCCCCACCCCAACUCCAACCUAUCUGGCACCCCCAAGAGAGUUAUUGUGCAAGCGUCGACUAGCGAACUGCUGCGAUGCCUGGGCGAGUUCCUCUGCCGACGGUGCUACCGGCUGAAGCACCUCUCCCCCACCGAUCCGGUCCUGUGGCUUCGGAGUGUUGACCGGUCCCUUCUUCUGCAAGGCUGGCAAGACCAAGGCUUCAUCACCCCGGCCAACGUAGUCUUUCUGUACAUGCUUUGCCGUGAUGUCAUCUCCUCUGAAGUAGCCACAGACCAUGAACUCCAAGCCAUCUUACUUACGUGUCUCUAUCUCUCCUACUCCUACAUGGGCAAUGAGAUCUCCUACCCUCUGAAGCCCUUCUUGGUGGAGAGCUGCAAAGAGGCCUUUUGGGAUCGCUGCCUAUCAAUCAUUAACCUCAUGAGUCCCAAAAUGUUGCAGAUCAAUGCUGAUCCACACUAUUUCACACAGGUCUUUGCUGACCUGAAGAACGAAAGCAGCCAGGAAGAGAAGAACAGGCUGCUCAUUGGCCUAGACCGGUGAGCAUACCUCACUGCCACUUGGAUGGAGGGGAACAGUCCAUUUUCCUUCUUUUAUGUUGUUUUCAUUUUCAGAACAAACCAGGACACAGAUAGGAGGCUGAUCGGCCACAAGCCACAUUUCUUCUCCGCCAUUUUAUCGGCUUGACUUCUUGGAAGCGAAACGAACAAAGGAGAGGAGGGCUUGUGGGUCUGGUUCUCUGUUUCACUGCAUGUGCUGGAUACAGCUUCCUUUCCACUCGGCGUAAGCAAUGAGAAGGUGAGCAGGAGUGGAGAGCCAAGCCAGCCGUGCGAGACCUUGGCAUUCCUGCCCCCACUGGCCUUGCCUGACUGGGGAGAAUCAUCUUGCACUUCUUAAUGCCUCACAGUGGAUUGUGGAGAACAGCAAGAAUGGUCCAUAAGAAGAUGUAGGGACCCGAUCCAGGGGAUUUUUCAGCAGCUGGUAUUCCAGAGUGAAGAGCCAAGUGUGGGAUUUACUUCUUUUAAGUGUGAUAACUUUGCACACUGAUUUGAGUGAAAUGGCACCAGCAUAGUAUUGGCCUCCAAAACAGACUCUUUAUUGCAUGAAAACAAAAGCAUCAGAAGCAGGCAACGAAAAGGCUAGUAUAUACAAGACACAUCCAUGCCCUUCUGUAUGUGAUCACCUCUACCACUCUCUUCACUGGGGGUCAACAUCCGGGGCUCUGUGGGGCUCUUUCUAAGCAUCAGUGCCAAAAGGCAAAGGUGAGAUUUGAGAUAACUUCCUGUUAAAGUCCAGAAGAAAAUAAAACAAGGUAGUCAAUAUGGGAAGGGGACUGAGAUUCAAGAUGCUCCCAAGGGAUGGCUGGUAUUAAUUUUGCUGCCAAGUUGUUUGGGAAGGUGUUUGAGGUACAAUGUUUUUUGCAUUGUAUAACUUGGCUGUUUCAGAAUAGGGUGACCAUGAGCCUGUUCAAAUACUGCACAUUUUAGUUACAAGUCUGUUCUCAGAUGUAUAGGCCCCACUUUUGAUCCUACAGAUUAUAUGCCAGCACCUCAGCAUUUCAAUAUUUUUCCCACCCUUUGCACCUAAGCAUUUGAUGUAGGCUCUUAAACAUUUGAUUCUGAUGUGUAGGAAUCUGAAUUUUGUUUAGCUUUCCAGUUCCCAAAAAGGAAGAGAUUAAGUUAGCUUCAGGGAUGGUAAAUGUAUAUAAAUUGUGUAGAGAAGGGGGACAUAAAAAGCUACACUGAAUUUUGCUAAGUUAAUGACAAUGUGUAUUACAUGAAAAUAGUCCAGAACUAGAAUUCUGUUGAAGAUGUUAAUUUCAUUUGGUAUGGAGAGCAUUUUCUCCAUUUUUAAGUUCUCACAAGCUGGACACUGCAAAGGACAAAAGGCUACAACACUCUAAUGUGAAGACAGACAAAGGGACAAGUUAGACAUAUUCUAGGGUGCUCUUCCACUCCUUGUGUUACGGAUGCUGGCAUUCUAGCAGAAAGGCAGAGGGAGGGCUGUAUUGUACUUAGGGUUGUUACAUAGCGUAGCUUGUGAUUAACUUCAAAAGCAGCAAAGCACUAUUAAAAAAGUAGGAGGAACAGAAAAAUACUGUGAAAUUUGAAAAGGUCUAAGCUGAUAGUUUUGAGGAGGACAAGUACAGAAAUCUUGGCAUGUCCAACAGCUGCUGGAUUUGCUAAGCAUGACCUGCCAUUGCUGAAAAGCUAGGCGAAAAACUGAGCCAUGAAAAAGUGGGACACUGACUGUUAAGUAUACCUUUGGAUUCGUAGAAGCAAAAAUAGCCUUAAUGUCACAAGGAGGGCUUCUCUGUGGUCUCCAUGGUGGAUGGAGAAAUGGGGGUAUAUAGAUCAUCAUUGCAUGACUAUUUGCUGCUCUAAAAUGGAUGGCACAAAUAUCAUUUCAUUUUUCAUUAUAGACUUCGUUUCCUGCCCAUCUUCUUUGCUGAUUUCUAGAACACCUUUUACAGGGGUGGGCAACUCUGGGGGCUCCGGGGGUCAUUUCCAGCCCCUGCAGGCUGCACCCCUGCUGUUACCAUGGCACCAAAUUUGGCAGUGGCAGAAAAAGAGUUGGUGGUUAGCCACUAAAUUUCAGUAGCAACCUUCCCUGGGAGCCUAAAAAUGACAUAUUUUGCCUGAAAACAUGCCAUAUCUGCACAUAGCAACCUGCUGUGGAGAUGUAAAUGUACAAAUUUGGCAUGUUUUCAAGCAAAAUACAUCAUUUUUAGCCUCCAAUUGAAGGUUGCAGUGGAAAUUUGGUGACAAACCAUCUUUUUACCCCUGCUGAGAAUUUUGUCCCUGUAUUAGCAGUGGCGGGGAUCACAUGCAGCCAACAAGAUGCCUGUUAUAUGUACCCCUGCCUUAAAGACUCAGAAUAAAUUUUAGUCCCCAUUGCUUGAAGCAAAUCUUUCUUUGACCUGCCCUGCCCUACCCCAUACAAUUCCAAAAAAUGUAAGGCUGCAGUCCACUGAAAAUAGUCCUGCAGUCCUGCAUGCAUAGGAUUGCGCUGCAUGGGAAGCAAAUGUGAUCUGGUUGUAUACCCUGGUAUAAAAAAUUGUCUUGUUUUCUUUAGCAACCUGGACUUAUGGGAUGGAUCCAGAUUUAGAGAUAGAUGACAGAGCUGGUGGAAACAGACCUUCCCACACCCUCUUCUCUACAGCAGUCCUUCCAGCCCCGGAAAAUACUGCAAAGACGGGCAUGGGACCUGGCUGAAAAGGAUGAGCUGCAGUGUAGGAUGGUGUGACAGAUUUUGGGAGGAAUGAGUUCCUUAGAUUGGCAAAGGAAUUCUGUGCAUCAAUGGAAGGCAGAUCCAGCCCUGUGUAUUAAUUGUUUUCUGACAGGGAAAAGGAACAGCUGAUAUACUUGAGUAAACGAGAGCAAUGAAUGGGAUUUUAAUAUGCUGCUAAUUCUUUCAGAACAAAAUUUAUUCUAACCACAGAGAGAAAAAGGGAUGCUUCUUCUGUUCCUUCAUAACAGCUUUACGGUAAUGUUGUGCAUGCCAAAAGCAGCAUUGUGUGUCUUUUGACAAGAGGCAAAACCUUAGAACAGCUGAUUGUAAAAAAGCAAACAAACAAAAGCAAAAACAAAACAAAACAAGAAAAUAUCACCAUGCACAAAUUUCAAGCACAUCCCACUUCCAACUGCUACCCAGGCCCGAGGUCCUCCAAAUCAGUAUUUUUAAUCUCAAGACUUCUAAAUCUUUUUCUGAUCUUAACUGUACACAGUUCUUAAUGGUUUAGUCUGCUCUAAGCCACAGUUGAAAGAAUUAAACAGGAAAAGUGUGCCAUUUUUUCACUUGAAAUUCUUCAUAACUGUACAUGUUUUGGAGGGGUGAGAAGAGAAAACCCGCUAAAUUCUACAUGUCUGUAUAUGUUAAGGGUUUUGGAUUUUUUAAAGUGUGCAAUCUCUUCUGUAAGUAUUUGUUGACCAAAACUGGUAUUAUGAUUGCUUAUUAUUACUUAAAUUAAUUUAUAAAUGGUCUCUUUCUUGUAUGUAUGUGUAUUAUAGUGUGUUUGUAAGUAUGUGAGGUUUAUAAAUAUGACAAAACUGUCAUGGAGCUGUGUGUGCCUGUAACUUAAUGCCCUCCUAUUUUUAUUUAUUUUUGUACUGUGCUGAUUAAAAUAAAAUGCA
Molecule: messenger RNA, 4735 nt
Organism: Varanus komodoensis (Komodo dragon)
Lineage: Eukaryota; Metazoa; Chordata; Lepidosauria; Squamata; Varanidae
Gene: CDK5R1
Product: cyclin dependent kinase 5 regulatory subunit 1
Exons: 2
Coding region: 228-1145 (305 amino acids)
Biological process (GO): activation of protein kinase activity; positive regulation of cyclin-dependent protein serine/threonine kinase activity; brain development
Cellular component (GO): protein kinase 5 complex; cytoplasm
Molecular function (GO): protein kinase binding; cyclin-dependent protein serine/threonine kinase activator activity
Source: RefSeq, a predicted model, not a curated record